GAAUGACUCUAACUUCCCUGUGAAGCUUGCUAACUUAGUACAAGCCGCUGCUCGGUGGAGUUUGUGAUUUGACAGCCACUGCCACCGCCACCGCAAAGUUAGUCCUAAUGGAUUAUACUGCAACUCAAAGUGGGUUCAGACAGCGUAAGUUACAACCUAAUAUGCGUCUGAGGAAUAGCUCCAUGGACGGUUCAGAUGGCAGCCAGCUGUUUGAGGAUACGAGUGGAGCUGGGUCUGGAUCACAAUCAUUCUACAGGAACCAGCAACCCGGGCCUCAGGCAGCAGGAUUUCCUGGCCAGUCCCUCCUGUCAGACCCCAUGUCUAACUUAGCCAUGGCAUAUGGCAGCUCUUUGGCAUCCCAGGGUAGGGAGAUGGUGGAUAAGAAUCUGGACAGGUUCAUCCCAAUUUCUAAGCUGAAAUACUACUUUGCUGUGGACACAGUGUACGUGGGGAAGAAGCUGGGUCUCCUGGUUUUCCCUUACAUGCACGAAAACUGGGAGGUGAGCUACCAGCAGGACACUCCAGUGGCUCCACGCUUUGAUGUGAACGCUCCCGAUCUUUACAUUCCUGCCAUGGGCUUCAUCACGUAUGUCCUGGUGGCUGGACUGGCCCUCGGCACACAGAACAGGUUUUCCCCAGAGCUGCUAGGAGUUCAGGCCAGCUCAGCGUUGGUGUGGUUGGUCAUGGAAGUCCUGGCAGUCCUGCUGUCGCUCUACCUUGUGACCGUAAACACAGACCUCACGACCAUAGACCUGCUGGCCUUUUCUGGCUACAAAUAUGUUGGGAUGAUUGUAGGUGUAGUGGCAGGCCUGUUAUUUGGGAAACCAGCGUAUUAUCUCUCUCUACUGUGGUGCUGUGCCGCCAUCUUUGUCUUUAUGAUCCGCACUCUGCGUCUGAAGCUCUUAUCUGAGGCGGCAGCAGAUGGGAAGCUAGUGAGAGGAGCCAGAAAUCAGCUAAGGAUGUACCUCACCAUGUCUAUAGCAGCGGCACAACCCAUCUUCAUGUACUGGCUCACCUACCACCUCAUCAGAUAAAACCUGGAACACACAUUUAUUUAUGUAGAAGAUGAACUUGGCUGUCCGAAUGCCAUCUCACCUGUAACAAAAAAGAAAAAAAACAAAACAAAACAGUCAACACACACAUCAGAGAGCCUGGACAUGGACGAAACACACAACAGUUGUCUGGAUAUCACAUCACUUCCCAGACUUAGAGACAGAACUACACAUUCACAAGACUGUUUACGCAUGGAGAAAAACAACACAUGCUACAAGACGAUUUAGAGAAGAUGUGCGGCUUUAUUGCCUUUUCUCUCACAGCACCGCCCUAUGUCAUUAGUAUGGCCUUUUUUUGUCUUUUUUUUGGUGUAAUGUCUUCAAAAAUUUGUAGCAAGAGCAAGUGGCUUUAAGUUGUUUUUCUAUACUGUGCAAUUAUUUGUUAAUUGUGUUUUUUAGAAAUAUUUAAGUGCAUAUGUUUGUUUAUAGCAAAAGUAUUAUUGCUGAUGUUACUCUGGUCUGAUAUCUCAGUGAUGUUUCUGAGCCGACAGAGAGGAAAAAGCACACUAACCUCUCACAAACCGUCCAUUAAAUGUCAACAAAGAGCUCAAAUCCAGGUUUAAAAGUGAUGAAGUGUCUCUGCUUUGAUGUGUGGAUUGGACUGAGAAAGGUCUCAGACAGUUCUGUCAAUGUUGGUAAACAAGGAUUAUCUCUUUGGUUUAUGAAUGUGGGUGUAAUGUCACUCCAUUUUCAGUUUUCAUGUUUUUUUUUGUAUGUGCUUUGAUACAUGUAUUAGCUUUGCUGCCGGAAAACUUUUGAAUAGAAAUAUCAAAAGUCACAGCAACAUUAAGGCGUAGAUUUUCUUUUAAAAACCAGGUAAAUUAUUUACUGCUUUUCAUAUUGAAAGUCAGAUGGAAUAAAGAAAGGGAAGAGGUGUGAUGGUCUGUUCUGUGAAAACUGUUCUCAUCUUCUUGAGAUACUUGAAAUGCUUAAACGUCGGAGAUGAGCAUUGUGCUUUAAUGUGCUUGUGAAUCAUCUAGUGUCACUAUGAAACAUCCUGUCUAUGCUUUUAUUUAUGUAGCCAGUGUUAACUGAAAUCAGGGUUGGAUUCACAUUCACUUAAUUUAAUUUAGGAAUCUUCAAAAUUCAGGAUUUUUUUUCAAUUCAAUUUUCCUUAAGUGAAACAACAUUGUUGGAUGCUAAAAUGCUUAUCUCAGUUAACUGAGGUGCCAAAAAAAAUGUCAAAAUGAUUUUGCAAGUGCUCAUUUGAAUAAGAAUUGUGAAGUUGCAGCAUCUCUAAUGACUAUCUAUGUACAUGCAGCCGAUUAUUUAUAUACAUUUUCUUUUUCAUAAUUAAAAAUGACUGGAUCCUAGCCCGGAAUGUCAAAGUAGGCAGAAAGCAAAGAGCCUAUCAAAUCAAGCCACUGAAAUGAUAUGAUGACUGAUAAAUAAAGUCUGACUUGUGG
Messenger RNA from Toxotes jaculatrix (banded archerfish), 2458 nucleotides. RefSeq names its product Yip1 interacting factor homolog B (S. cerevisiae) (gene yif1b). The transcript is spliced from 8 exons. Lineage: Eukaryota; Metazoa; Chordata; Actinopteri; Toxotidae. Gene Ontology annotation, cellular component: COPII-coated ER to Golgi transport vesicle; endoplasmic reticulum membrane; Golgi membrane. Bases 108 to 1034 code for a protein of 308 amino acids. The record is from RefSeq and is a predicted model, not a curated record. Gene Ontology annotation, biological process: endoplasmic reticulum to Golgi vesicle-mediated transport.